This is a messenger RNA of Drosophila albomicans, 2026 nucleotides long. Its product is annotated as cytosol aminopeptidase. Bases 179 to 1822 code for a protein of 547 amino acids. Gene Ontology annotation, biological process: proteolysis. Lineage: Eukaryota; Metazoa; Arthropoda; Insecta; Diptera; Drosophilidae. Gene Ontology annotation, cellular component: cytoplasm. The record is from RefSeq and is a predicted model, not a curated record. Gene Ontology annotation, molecular function: manganese ion binding; metalloaminopeptidase activity. The transcript is spliced from 2 exons.
UUCAUUAGUUUGGCGACAGAACACGAGACUAUUUUACAUAUUCUCGAAAAUAAAAAAUCUUACAAUUUUGAUUUUGUAAAAGUACUGAAAAGUAGUUUAUUUAUAUUAUUAUUUAUAUUUAGGUUUUUUCAAUUUUAUUUUCUUUUAACGGUGGUUGAUAAAAGAUAAAAUAGACAAAAUGAUUCGUGCAACGGGAAAACUUGCCAGCCGUGCUCUGAAAUUCAAAAUGCCAGUGGUUAAAAGGAAUUACUCACAGAUGAUCAACCAAAUGUUGCAGAUUCAACAAAUGGAAAUAUGCGCAGAUCCUCCCUCGCGUGGUCUCAUCAUUGGUGUCUAUGCGGACGAGGAGGACAAGAAUGAUGCUGGAAUUCUCACCCAGGCGGGCUGGCGAUACAAUGUCCAGAAGACACAUGGACGACUCCUCGAAGUGCUGCGUAUGUCAGGUCCCAUGCCAAAGCGAGGUGAAACGCGAAUGCUCUUCGCUAUUGAGCCAGAACGUGUGCCCUAUUAUUCAGCUGUGGCUGUAGUGGGAUUGGGCAAGGAAUGUCUGGGCUACAAUCCUUAUGAGGUACUCGAUGAGCAGAAAGAAGCAAUCCGUCGUUCGGUGGCCAAUGCUUGCCGUAUCUUGGCCGAACUGGACACGGAUCGAAUCGAAGUCGAGAACUGUGGCCAUGCCGAGUCUGCUGCUGAGGGUGCUGCCUUGGGUAUCUGGGUGUAUCAGGAAUUACGCGAUCCCAAGAAGCGUAUGGCUGUGCCUUCCAUUGAUUUGUAUGCAACCAAGGACGAGGUUUGCGACAUUGAAGGUUGGCGAAUUGGGUUGCAGAAAGCGGCUGCUCAGAAUCUCACCAGACAACUGCAGGAGAUGCCCUCCAACUUGCUGACGCCCACAGCAUUUGCGCAAAAUGUGGUCGAGGUGCUUUGCAAGUCAGGCGUCAACGUCGAAGUUAAGGUGGAGGGAUGGGCUGAGAGUCAGUCUAUGCACGCCUUCCUGGCGGUAGGCAAGGCUUCCUGUGAACCUCCCAUCUUCCUGGAGCUGAGCUAUUAUGGAACUUGUGCUGAGGAGCGACCUAUCGUGUUGGUGGGCCAGGGUGUGACCUUUGAUGCUGGUGGCUUGUGCCUUAAGGAGCGUGACGAGCUUUUCCAUAUGCGUGGCGACAUGACUGGAGCUGCAGUUGUGGUAGCUACAUGCAGAGCUGUUGCUGGUCUGAGAUUACCCGUAAACAUUCGUGGUCUUAUUCCCCUUUGCGAGAAUGUGGUGGGAUGCAACUCUUUCCGUCCUGGUGACAUGGUUAAGUCGAUGAAUGGAAAGACCAUCGAAGUACAAUGUACAGAUCAUGAGGAUGUGCUUGUCUUGGCCGAUGCUUUGUUGUACGGUCAGAACUUCUGUCCCAAGUGCAUCAUUGAUAUUGGUACCUGCUCGGGCUACAUGCGACAGGCCUUGGACGAAGCAGCUUGUGGCGUCUUUACCAAUUCAGAAAUUCUUUGGCAGCAGAUCAAGCAUGCUAGCAUGCAUACUGGAGAUCGUGUGUGGCGUUUCCCUCUGUGGAAUUACUAUAGCAAGGCAGUUCGCGCUGGAGGCCGUUCUGAUGUCCAGAACUACGGCAUUGGACGUGGUGGACGUCCCUGCAAGGCUGCUGCAUUCCUCCGCGAGUUCGUGCCCUGUGGACAAUGGAUGCAUAUAGAUGCAACCAACGUAAUGGUCACAGAAGGCAAGGAGUACGAGUAUUUGAGACGAGGCAUGGCUGGUCGACCGACUCGCACUUUAAUAGAAUUUAUCGCCCAGACUAUUUGCAAGGAUACUGCACCCAAGAUGGGAAAGUAAAUUAGGAACUAUACAGAAUGUUCUGUUAGGACGAUGCUACUUAUUGUGCACAAGAUUUAAUUUAAGUUGACAUGAUUUUAUGACCUAGAUAACUGAUACGUAUACGUUAAAAAUUCAUUGGUUUAUUGACGAAAAACAUUUGUAAAAUUAAAAGUUAUCAAAAGCAUAUGUAUGUAUAAAUAUAGAAUAGUUUAUAAGAGUUUA